Molecule: messenger RNA, 2329 nt
Organism: Syngnathoides biaculeatus (alligator pipefish)
Lineage: Eukaryota; Metazoa; Chordata; Actinopteri; Syngnathiformes; Syngnathidae
Exons: 10
Coding region: 323-1141 (272 amino acids)
Biological process (GO): tRNA methylation
Cellular component (GO): cytosol
Source: RefSeq, a predicted model, not a curated record
UGUGGUUGUCUUUAAGUGCUGUAUAACUCACACUUGUACAUACUUUUCCCACGGAAAUGCAAGCGUGUUCCGCGCACGUUCGCACUAUUUUAGGCUUCCACAUUUUGUUCUCAUUACUGGAAGAGAAGAAUGCCUCACCUCCAUCUCUUACAACCUCAGCGCUCUGUCAUCGUUGCACUUGGCUGCCAAUGUGAAAUCCGGGCAAGGAGUCCAAGCAAAUGCGAUACAGGGGGCAGCAGAGGGAUGUUGCGUGGGCUUCACCAGAUUCUGUUCGGCUCUGCUCAGGUCCAGUGACCCUGAGCUCAGGGAUGUCCCAUCUCAAAUGCUGCAACAACAUCCGAACCUUACUGGACACGGCUCGGAUCCCACUUCCGGAGAACUGGGACCAGACGCUGGACCUCCCGCAGGCUCUGGUGCGCGGAUCGGGCCUGGGCGUCGCCACCCUUCGGUUUGCGCCCGACAUAACCGUCCUGGCGCUCACGACGCUCAAUUCUCCCCGCUGGGCCAUGAGAAAUCCCACCCUGCAGCUUUACAGUUCUCUUUUGCUCGCGGAUGCUCGGGCAGAGGCCCGGCGGCGAGGGAACUCCGGGAGACCGCACGUGACCUUCAGCGUCUACCCGAGGAGGCCAGACUCCGGCUUCAGCCGUCGCUCUACCGGAUCCUGACGCUCUUAUCCCAACUGCAGCCUGGCGUCCAGGACUCGGAACAAAGCUUAGCAGACUUCCUGCCUCCUUUGCUUCAGCUCUCCGCCAGUCCCAUUUACGGCAUGAGAGCGAUGGCCUCCAAGGCGCUGGUCGCCAUGACUCCCCCCUCAGAGCACGCGAACAUCUUCAUCAAUCUGACGGCAGCAGGCUUGCCCGGCGCACCGGCGCGCUGCUGUCGCAACUGGCUCCACGGGCAACUGCUGCACACGAAAGCUCUCCUGGACAGAGCUCUUGCCAAAAAACAGUCAGACUUGAAAACGGUCUUAUACGUUCAGCAGACCUGUCAGGGCUUUGACACAUCUUGGAUCAUCUGUCGUGGCAGUGCGACGGAGGUUCAAGCGGUGGCGAGCGCCGUUGCUGGUGAGAGCGGCGUAUGUCGCCGUGGUGCAGUCAUUGGGAAAAUUGUGCACCGAGGCUUUUCUCUCAAAGCGUUUUGACGUUCUGACACGUGAGCUACGUACGCCUCAGCAGGGCCUUCAGGUUGGCUUGUCUUCCUUCCAUCGUCAAGCCAUCCAGUUUCUCUGCGCCGACCCCGAGUGGGCGUGUGUCACCUUGGAGGGUUUCGCAGCAGCGAGCUGUGAUCUGAAGAUGGCGUUGGUCGCGUGGGUGGCGGAGGACCGUGCCUCACUUGACGUCCACUUGAAAGAAUCCGUCCAGAGUGCGCUGCAGAUAUUCUAUAGAAUGAUCUCUUCGAAUAUCCAUCUCGUCUGUUGUCACCACCAACAGCACAACAAAUGUCGGGCAUUGUGAAUAUUCUGCUCCGGUUCAACGUCCCCCGCGCUGUCGAGCAGCUCUUUUUGACCUGCAAUAUGGCGCCGUGAAAAUGCCGAGACUUUUGCGACCCUUCGGCCCUGCACGUGGCGUUAAAGGAUGUCCGCGGUCAUCUGCGUCAACUAGGCGUCCACUUGAGCCCCUCUCUAGAAUCUUCCGAGACUAGUGACGUCACGCUGCCGCACCGUGGACUAUCGGUAAAAAGAUAACUGAGGAAAUCCUACUUGGUGUUUGAGGCAGGCCUGAAUGCUAAAUGUUUACACUGGCUGUGAAUGGACUUUAUGAAGGUACAAGGUAAGCAAGCUCACGGUGUAACAAAUAUGUUACAUAUUUCUGAAAGGGCCGCUCAUUUUCUGAUGACGGAGCAGACACACAGAGCAUGGUGGAAAUUAGAGAAAAAGUAUAAAUAUUUGUAUUCUGCGCAAGGGUAUUGCUGCCACAAUGGAAAACAAUUGUGUUCACAUUAUAAGAUGCUUUCGCGUUAUAAUGUAAAAAGUUCGGUUUAAACAUAAAUUUGCCCAACCAAACCAAAGCAACUUGUAAUGGUUCAGUCUUUUUUUGUGUGCGCUCGUGUGUGUCUUACAGUCUUUAGCAGAGUUACAAGCUGUAUGUAAAUUUAGACACGGUAAAGGCUAUUACUGUGUCUGCUUGUGUUGUUGUGAAACAUAGCACUUAAUAACGUGAUACUGAAAACACGCAAUUUGUGUGUGUGUCUUUUUUGGGGUGGUGUGGCUGCAAUAUGUUUCCGCAGUACCCUGCAAUGGACCUUUCCGACUGGCCAUCUUAAGCUCCGCCCCCUUAGCUACAGUUGCCAUGUCCCACAAGCUUCCAAAAUGGCGACUGAACAGAACAGG